Messenger RNA from Anisakis simplex (herring worm), 969 nucleotides. The record is from the annotation of a GenBank genome assembly. Lineage: Eukaryota; Metazoa; Nematoda; Chromadorea; Rhabditida; Anisakidae.
AUGACGGCAUCGACGGCAGCAAGUGGUUCUUCAGGUGAUAUUAUCGAACGACCGAUGUUAAAAGAAAUAGAUCAGUGGAUUGAACAACUGUAUGAGUGCAAGCAACUUACAGAGAAUCAAGUUUGGACACUUUGUGAAAAGGCAAAAGAGAUUCUUCAAAAGGAGUCAAAUGUGCAAGAAGUGGAAUGUCCCGUGACUGUAUGUGGCGAUGUUCAUGGGCAGUUCCACGAUCUCAUGGAAUUGUUCAAGAUGGGGGGUAAAUCACCAGAUACCAAUUAUCUUUUUAUGGGCGAUUAUGUUGAUAGAGGAUACUAUUCUGUUGAAACCGUUUCACUUCUCGUUUGUUUGAAGGUGAGGUAUAAAGAGCGUGUGACAAUUCUUCGAGGAAAUCACGAAUCUCGUCAGAUAACACAGGUGUAUGGUUUCUAUGACGAAUGCCUACGCAAGUAUGGCAACUCGAAUGUGUGGAAGUACUUCACAGACUUAUUUGAUUAUUUCCCAUUGACUGCUCUAGUUGAUGGCCAGAUAUUCUGUUUACAUGGCGGAUUAUCACCAUCAAUUGAUAGCUUAGAUCAUAUUCGUUCACUGGAUAGACUACAGGAGGUACCACACGAAGGACCGAUGUGUGACUUGUUGUGGUCUGAUCCAGACGAUCGUGGAGGUUGGGGAAUAUCUCCGCGAGGAGCUGGUUACACAUUUGGCCAAGAUAUUUCGGAAACGUUCAAUCACUCGAAUGGACUCACACUCAUUUCUAGGGCGCAUCAGCUCGUUAUGGAGGGUUACAAUUGGUGUCAUGAUCGUAAUGUGGUUACCGUUUUCUCAGCACCAAACUAUUGUUAUCGCUGUGGUAAUCAAGCAGCUAUGGUUGAAUUAGACGACGAAAUGAAAUACUCAUUUAUACAGUUCGAUCCUGCACCACGUCGUGGUGAACCUCAUGUUUCACGUAGAACACCUGAUUACUUUCUGUGA